AUGGAGAGGCUCCGGAAGCUGUGGAGGGGCCGCACGAUGACCUUCGGGGUCCCCCUGUUGCUGUAUCUUGUUGGAGGAUCUUUUGGACUCCGUGAAUUUGCUCAAAUAAGAUAUGAUGUCCACAAACUCCAUGGCAAGGUUGAUCCAGCUUUGAAAGAAAAAUUAAAACAGAACACUGUGACACUGGAAUCUGAAUAUGAGAAGCUGCAAAAGUCUGACUUGGAUAACUGGGAGAACAUAAGAGGACCCCGUCUGUGGGAAGAUUCCAGGACUGUUCAGAAGCAACGGCGGGAGGCUGCCCAUCUCAAGACAGAGUGACUGAGCAAGCCUACUUUGGUGCCUCUGCGGAAAAAAAAAAGUCUCAGGCUGGACUGUCUUAUUUUUUAAUCCAGUGUCAGGAACAGACGUGGGAGAGGGGGAUUGCACUGAGCAAUUCAUGCAGGUGUACAUAUAAGUAACUGUGAGAUCAAUCCAGAAGGCCAUGUAUUAUAUGAAGCCCUUUGUUUGCAUCCAUUUGCACAGAGUUCCACAGGCUGUAUAUAUGAAUUCUCAAUUAAAAAAAUAGCUGAUUAUUCUACUCAGAAUAUCCCAUUGUUUU
Gavia stellata (red-throated loon) is the source of this 598-nucleotide messenger RNA. RefSeq names its product cytochrome c oxidase assembly protein COX16 homolog, mitochondrial. Lineage: Eukaryota; Metazoa; Chordata; Aves; Gaviiformes; Gaviidae. The transcript has 4 exons. Gene Ontology annotation, biological process: mitochondrial respiratory chain complex IV assembly. Gene Ontology annotation, cellular component: mitochondrial inner membrane. The record is from RefSeq and is a predicted model, not a curated record. The coding region runs from base 1 to 318 and encodes 105 amino acids.